Messenger RNA from Pseudonaja textilis, 3303 nucleotides. RefSeq names its product platelet and endothelial cell adhesion molecule 1 (gene PECAM1). Gene Ontology annotation, biological process: cell surface receptor signaling pathway; immune response. Lineage: Eukaryota; Metazoa; Chordata; Lepidosauria; Squamata; Elapidae. Gene Ontology annotation, cellular component: external side of plasma membrane. Gene Ontology annotation, molecular function: transmembrane signaling receptor activity. The record is from RefSeq and is a predicted model, not a curated record.
UAAUGGGAAUGAACACUUGACCAAUAUCUUGCCAGUUUGUAGUACUUGGUUGCUGAAAACACAUCUGCCCCAUUGUCUUCCACUGGGACUUUUGUGCUGCGGGAGUUUCGUUUUUAGAAAAGAUAAAAGUCCUUAAAGGAGAAAACUAUUAGAACUCAUGAUCAUUUCUUUAUGCUGGAGUUUCAUGUUCGCUUUCCGAUUACGAGAUGUAUUGCCUUUUGCUGUUGAUCCUCUUAUUUUGCAGCAAGGCGAAAAGUCAAGAUAACGUGUUCACUAUCAAUAAAGUUUCACUCCAGGCUUUUCCACAAAACGAAAUACACAAAGGAGUACCACUCAUCCUCAACUGUUCUGUGGAUAUUAGCAAGAAUGAACAUUUCCGACUGAAUUACACGUUUUCAUUUUUCAAGGAUGGUGAGCUUCUGUUCACUAACACAGUUGAACAAGAUAGCGCCCAGUAUACAAUCUCACGGGCUAGAUUUUCUUCUUCAGGACAAUAUGAAUGUUCAUUAAGUGUUGAGGAGAAAAAAAAAUUCAGUGACCCUUUGAUCAUUAAAGUUGAAGGCAUAAUGAAGCCGGAAUUGAGUGUCCUGAAAACAGAAGUGAUGGAAGGUGAAAAUGUACUUUUACGCUGUGAACUGCCAGAAGAAAAGCCACCUUUAUUUUUCACAUUUUAUAAAACUAAACAGUCUGCAAAUGGAGUUGUACAUGACAGAAAACGAAUAUCGAAAGUUGAAAACUUUGUUGAGUUAGAAUUUCCCAUUGAUGCCGGAGACAGUAUUUUAAAUUUUGAAUGUGCUGUCCAGAUGAAUUUAGUGACAGGAUCUCAAGCUUCAGGGCGCAGUAACCGAACAAUAGUCACAGUUUCAGAACCAUUUUCUGUUCCUAAAAUAACCAUCGACCCACCACAGAAUAUUACCGAAGGGGAUAAGAUUUGUAUAACAUGUUCAACUGUCCUACUUCGCCAGGAUCAAACUGAAAUUAUCUUGCAGAAAAAUAAAACAAUUCUGAAUAGCACAAAGGGCAGAGAGACCCUAACAUAUUGCAAGAUAGUCAAGUUGGAAGACAAUGGCAAUUAUAUUUGCACAGUGGAGCAUGGAAGUGUAUCUAAAACCUCUAAAGAAGAACUUGUGGUGACUGAACUGUUUUCCAAACCGAUGUUAGUGGUUAAUAAAACCAAGUGGGACGAAAACAGCAUCGUACAAAUUCAGUGUCAAGUGAAUGGCCCAAUGCCGAUCAGUCUCUCGCUCAUAAAGGACAACAAAAUAUUGAUAAACUCCAACAUUUACACGGCUCAACUCCGUGUAUCUGACAGUGGAAUCUAUAUGUGUAGAGCAGAGAUAAACAACAUUUCCAAGGAAAGUGACCCAGUAUUUCUCCACAUUUACGCUCCAGUUUCUCUGCCUGUCCUUUCUCAACCAUUUUCCCAAGUAGGUGUUCUGGAUAAGUUCUUUGUCUUACAAUGCUACUCAAAGUUUGGGACUCUGCCUAUAACAUACUCCCUUUACAGAGGGAAUAUAUAUAUCAGGAAGAUUGUGACUGAACAAAAUGUGCCAGCAAACUUUACAGUCAAAGCGACUAGCAUCCAAGAGUCUGGACAAUACAGGUGCCAUGCUAACAAUGGCCACUCUCUUUCACAACAAAGCAACAGGAUAAAUGUCACAAUAAUAGCUCCUGUUGCUAAUAUAACUUUUAAAAGAGAACCAGAGGAGAACAUAGAAGAUGGCAAUGGACUCGUAUUUUUCUGCUCAGUUGCAUCAGGAUCCUUCCCUAUUGAGUUCCACUUUUUUAAAGAAAAUGAUGGCAAAUCCUUACAUCAGGUCAUAGAAAAGAAAAAACGGGUAGUUUCUUGGGCGAAGGAAAGCUUCACAAGCCAGGAUGAAGGGAGUUACUUCUGCAGAGCUGACAACCAAGCAAAAUCUUUUGUGGAAAGCCAGAAGGUCCUAGUCAAGGUUGUCAUGGCUUCGUGGAAGAAAGGACUUAUUAUAACCGCAAUCCUCCUGAUUUUUCUUGCUGCUAUAAUUACAAUCAUUUGGUUGAAUUGUCGUUCAAAAGCAAACGCGAAAAGCAUUUCUACGGAGUUGGCUGUAUCCAAAAGAGCAACCAAUUCAGUGGAUGGGAAACGGAUAACAGGACAAAAUAAUGAAGGAGAAUUCUAUUAUGGUUCGGGGUAUAAUGAAGAUGGUGAAAAAAAUCAUAUCAGUGCAAAAGAGGAUAAUAGAGGAUCUGACCUUGAGGUUCCUGAAGUGGAAUAUACGGAAGUACAAGUAUCGGUGCCUGACCCUUACCGAGCUCCUGUAACAAAUAAUGAGACGGUUUAUACUGAAAUCAGAAAAACUAUUAAUGAUGCCGGGGAGAACAGACAUUCUAGAAUAGAACCUUCUCCUGAUGGGACUUAGGAAAAGGUGGCAGAGGAAAUCUGUGAAAACAAGAUGGAGGAUGUCCUACCUGUUCCAGUUAUUCUGCAGCAUUUAGGUGCUUUCAGAAGUCGCACUUUGCUUGAGCGGUUGGUAACCCCUGUGGGGUGAACCGAGCAUCUACAGUAUACAGUACUUUUGCUGUUUGCCAUUGCCAUCCCAUAACCCAGUGAGGCACACUUUCCAAAUGAUUGUUCCAUAUUUUCUUUAAUGCCAUUCUUAAAUGGAAGCAUGUUUUUUACAAGAAGUAUUUGCCAUCUUAGUUGGUUGUUUUUAAUCUUUCAAGCCAGAAAAUAAACCUACCAGAUACAUUAUGUGGUAGUAACUUCCCUGUCCUAGAAAACCAUUUAAGCAGUCUGGCAAUGAAUUUGCAGGCACAGUUGAUACUGCUGGUAUCAACAUUUCAAAGCAGUGGCUUCCAGAUUGAAAUGUGGUCUACACAAAUCUUUCACAUGGAAAAGCAAAAUGUUGUGUAACAUUUCAUGUCACUUUUGCACCAUCAAUGAAAUGUGUCGGUUCUCCUUGGCCAAAUAAGUGGUAAGAAAUGUUUAUUCAUGUGCCUGUCUUCUGUCACAAAUAUCCGUUUGCCAUGGAUCAAAAAAGUGCCCUUAAAGGAGCUGCCAUUUGAAAUGUGCAAUUAGAUAGAGCUAUUACUUGCUCUAACGAAUAGCUUUUCUAUUACAUCUGACUCCUCAGAGCUGGACAGUUCCCAUAAGAACCAAAUGCCAUUCUGGCAAUAGCUUUUAAAUAAGUACAUCUGUGCUAAGAGUUUGAUUUUUUCCCCCCAAGAGAUUAAUCAAUUGUGGUGCAGCCUUGAAUUUUAAUUGCUGCUUGUCAAAUAAUCCCAAAUAAUUUCUUUGAACUCUAAAAUCCUCAUGACUGGUGAGCU